GCGACGUAGUGGGAGGAAAUUACGACUUGAUUACCGCCCGCACUUCCUUGCGCACUUCCGGUUCCCCUUCCUUGUGUGCUAAGAUGGCGGACCGGCGACGACGAAGAAGGCGCGCGUCUCAGGACAGUGAGGAUGAGGACGAGUCUGCGUCCGGGUCGGAGACCGGGAGACCGGCUUCCCCCAGCGGGAAGGUCCGCGCUAGAAUCCCCGAGCCGGGAGAGUCUCCACCCGUGCGCGUUGUUGCGAAAAUCGACGUCGAGUCCGAGUGUGAAAGUGAAGAUGGCGUAGGUGACGCUGUCCUUUCUGACUAUGACAGUGCUGAUCCGGAGGAGAACGGUUCGCACUCGGAGGGAGGAGAGGAGGAUGAGGAGGAGGGUGAACACUUCAGCGAUGGUGGAGAAGCUGCACGGCCAGCCGCAGAGAAGAAAGCAACACCCGAUGCUCCCACUGAAGCCUUGGUUGAGGAGGUGGAGGAAGAAGAAGGGGUAGAGGAAGAAGAAGGGGUAGAGGAAGAAGAGGAGGUGGAGGAAGAAGAGGAGGUGGAGAGAGAAAUGAAAGAAGUAAAAGCUGAUGAAAAGGGCAACUUGGCAGGAGAGAGGCAGAGUGGGGAUGGUCAGGAGAGUACGGAUGAUCCUGAGAAUAAAUCUGCUAGUAAAGCUGGUCAGAAGUUGGAUGAUGAUGAGGACCGGAAGAAUCCAGCAUAUAUUCCCAGAAAGGGCUUGUUUUUUGAGCAUGAUGUGAGAGGCCAGGCUCAGGACGAAGAGAGGCCGAAAGGCAGACAUAGGAAGUUGUGGAAAGAUGAGGGUCGCUGGGAGCAUGAUAAGUUCCGGGAGGAGGAGCAGGCCCCUAAAUCUCGUGAGGAAUUGAUUGCUAUUUAUGGUUACGACAUUCGCAAUGGCAACGGCUCCAGUGACACCAGACCAUUCAAGCCAAGGAAGCCCAGGCACCCUGGCAUGCUAAACCAAGAGUCCAAGCGUUAUAGGGAUGGUGAGAAGCCCCUCCGCUCCUCAUGGCAUGGUGUGGCUCCCAGUGCCCGCAGUGUACCACCUGGUACAAUAACUCCCCAGUUAGGCAUUCCUGUUCCCCCUCGUCCCCAGAAUCGGCCCUCCCCGCAGCCCCCUGCACGCACCUUCCAGGGCAACCGUAGGUCUGAAAUCAGAAGUUAUUCUAAACCCACCACACGCCCCCAGGCUCUCGAGAGUGAGAGGGCACCUAGACUCAGGGGCCGGGUUUCUCAUGGACCUGCUCACCAUAGUCCGCGCAGCCCGCAAGAGGACGAAGAAGAGGAUGGCGAGGUUCCUACUGUAGCCACCACUUACAUUGCCCAUUACUACAAAAGUGAGCAGGAGACAACCUCUUCAUCGCAGCAAAAGGAAGAGUGUGGCGCAAUAGAGGAGCAGCAGUCAAACACACCUGGCACAGUAAGGGAGGUGUCGCCACCUACUGAGCGGCCAGUGGAGAAAAAAUCCUACUCUCUGGGACGCAGAACUCGAGCCAGGCCCUCGGACCUUAGCAAGCAGGCCUCACUGGAAGAAGCUGUGAUCACCCCACAGGUUAUUCCAACUGCUGCCAAGAGUGAAUCAUGGCAGGGACAAGGUGAAACGGGCACGCAGAGUGCCCCAUCAAGGCUUGAUCAGGAUCUGGCUCGUCUCAGUUUAUCUGGGCAAACCUGGACUCAAAGUUCCCCAUCGUUCCUUCGGCCUGAAAUGAGAGGUAUCCCUAGUUCUAUACAUAUGGGAGGUGGACCUCCUCAAUAUGGCAACAUUGAGGACAUGGGUGUUGGUGUUGGACGGGCUAAGCGUUAUUCAUCUCAGAGGCAGAGACCAGUGCCUGAACCAGCACCAAUGCACAUAGGGCUGAUGGAGAGCCACUUUUAUGAGCCCAUGUCAUUCCAGGGACCAAUCUACACACAUGGUGACAGUCCUGCUGCCAUGCCACCACAGGGGCUUCUUGUACAACCAGAGAUGCACCUGCCCCACCCCACACACCCUGGCCUGCAUCCACACCAGUCAGGAGGACCGAUUCCAAACGCUACUCUUUAUGCUGCUCCACCCGUUUCUUUGUCUCCAGGACAACCACCCCCACAGCAACUGCUAGCCCCACCCUUCUAUCCUCCACCUGGAGUCAUGACAUUUAGCAACACCAAUUACCCUUACCCUGCUGGAGCAACACUACCCCCCAUGUACCCCAAUGCACAGGCUCAGUCACAGGUAUAUGGUGGAGUGACAUAUUUUGACACGGUACAGCAGCAGGCUCAACCCAAACCUUCUCCACCACGGCGAACUUCACAGCCAGUUACAGUAAAGCCUCCCCCGCCAGAGGACCAGAGCAGGAAGCCUAGCGAGGAGGUGCGCUCCUAGCUGCUGCUGAAUGACAUAACCAGGACCAGCACCACUUGUGGAUGAAUAGAGUUUUCGCUUUGUUACAUAAAUGCUUUUAUUUUAUUUUAUUUUUUGUAACAUUUUGAUUUUAUUCGUUUCAUCAAGCGUGUUCACACUCAUGAAAGGCCCUCGUUGUGAGUCAUGUUUUGAUUGAAUUUUUCAUCACCUGCUCUGUUUGCUGUGUACUGCUUCACUCUCUCUCCUCAAGGCAUGUAUUAGUUCCUAAAGGAAAUGUACUGUAAAAUAUUCAUGCAGAGGCACAGAAAGGAGUUUCGCUGCUAAUCAUAAUCGUCAUAAUCAUCAUUAAUAAAUGUCACAUGUUGUACUAAUAUUGCAGGCCGUCAUUUUAGAUGAGAAAAGCAGAUAAAUGACAAAAAAAAAAAAAAUUUCACCUAGUGCAGCAUGUUGAAUGUGUUAGAGAAUAAAUAUUGAUCUUGAUGUCUGUCAGAAAUGCAAUACAUACUUUUUGCAAAUUGGACAUGCAUGAAAAUGAUCUGAUAGAAUUUUAACCAGUCACCCAUUUUGAAGAAUGAACAUGAAAGCAGGUCAGAGCCAUACAGGAACAUAUUCGGAUGAUCAUAUACAAUUGAAUUUAAAUAUGCAUGUAACGUUUUCGGUUUAACACUCACAUUCAGCAUUAGAGAGGGCACUUUCUUUGUCCUGGCAGUCUAUGCAUCUUUGGUUUUUCCUCCCUCUAUAUUUGUGUAAAUGUAUAUUAGUAACUAAAACAAGGCAAUAUGUUUUAGCUGUAGUGCAGUUUCUAGACCAGACAGUGAGGGCAAGAAGCAUUGAGCUGUGGCAUGGUAUGAUCCAUUCUAGUGGAUAAACUAAUUGACCAAAAAAAUGCUGCCAUCCCAGCUGUCAGUGCUGACCUACAGAGCUGCAGAUCUAAAGAGCUCCUUGUCUGGGGUAAUGCGAAGCACAUACACACACGAUUGAUGUCGAAAUUUGUGAUGUCGCACAUUUAAAGGGCUGAUAGAAAGGCAGUGAAUUAUACGUAUGACUGUUGUAAUGGCAGGUACAAACAGUUAUUGGAGGUCAUUGCUUUUGUGUUCUAAUUAGUUAUUUUCAACUCUAACCAAACAGUGCUGGUAUUCAAGUGCUCAAGCAGUAUAGUUUCUGUAAAGGUGCUAGUCUCGUGUGUAGUGAAGUGUGAACUCUUCACUUAUCCCCCACAUAAAUGCCACACACCUGAUCUCUGUAUCUUUGACUUUGUUCUGUGUUUAAAUACAAUACUGUAACAACAGUUUCAAGUUAAGGUGAUUUUACUCUGUAAAGAGUGUUCCAUGUGAUGCUCGCUGAACCAUUUAACAGUGCACUUUGUGUUGUGAUGUUCUGGGGGGAAACUCGAAGCCCAGAACUGCUCACUUUGCCUGAAACUGACAUACUUGACAGUGCUACUGCUUGGCUUUUGGCUUACUGAUGGCUUUUUAGUGUAUGUGUAUAUAAAAUAAAUGUAUUAUUGAA
This is a messenger RNA of Silurus meridionalis, 3848 nucleotides long. It is a transcript of the gene casc3, whose product is annotated as casc3 exon junction complex subunit. Gene Ontology annotation, cellular component: exon-exon junction complex. The coding region runs from base 84 to 2360 and encodes 758 amino acids. The record is from RefSeq and is a predicted model, not a curated record. Gene Ontology annotation, biological process: mRNA processing. The transcript is spliced from 13 exons. Lineage: Eukaryota; Metazoa; Chordata; Actinopteri; Siluriformes; Siluridae. Gene Ontology annotation, molecular function: mRNA binding.